Molecule: messenger RNA, 342 nt
Organism: Ichthyophthirius multifiliis
Lineage: Eukaryota; Ciliophora; Oligohymenophorea; Hymenostomatida
Product: sorting nexin 1, putative
Exons: 4
Cellular component (GO): endosome
Molecular function (GO): phosphatidylinositol binding
Source: RefSeq, a predicted model, not a curated record
AUGGCUGUUGUUAAUUUAAGUUUUUUAAAAAUCUUAAAAACCAUUAGAUUAGUUUUAGUAUCUGAUCCAGAAAUAAUAACUGAAGGUAAAAACUAAAAAUAAGGAAAUUUAUAAUAUGAUACUGAAGUAUUAAGAAGAUUUAGUGACUUUGAAUGGCUUUAUAAUUAAUUAGUUAAUAAAUAUGGAGGAUUUUUAGUUCCUUUGUUACCUGAAAAAAAUAUAUUAACUAAAUUUAAUAAAGAAACUAUGAAUUUUUCUAAUGAUAGAAAGAAAAAUUUAGAGUAUUUUUUAUAAAAAUUAAUUAAUCAUUCUUUUUUGUAAUAAACUGAAGAACUUUAGCUA